CUUUGCCCAUCACCAACUCUUCUUGCAAAGGUUGUACGGCUUCAAUCUUCGACUGAAGCUUGACAUCAUCAUGUCUGACAUACCAGUGCGACCGCCUGCACCUGCGCCAGCACUCCCUGUAGGCUGGACUGAGCACAAGGCGCCCUCAGGUCACUCAUACUACUACAAUGCCGAGACGGGAAAGUCAACAUAUACGCGACCAGUUGCAGAAAUCCCACAAUACCACAACCCCACGCCGCCUGCUGCACCUGCUUCCUACAACGCGCCGCAAAGUUACAAUCUCGGCCACGACAGCCAACCAGCGCAAGUCGCCUUUCAGCCUCAACCCUCAAUCAACGACUUCAUCUUCGCGAGCGCACCGAAACAAUUCCCAAAGCAUGGCGGCGCGCAUCAACAAUCACGAGGUGGGCACAGGGGAGGAAUGCGCGGCGGGCAUAAUAAUUUCAACGACCGAAGAAGAGAACGGGACGAUAGGCCAAAGCAUCGCCAAGACAUCCCGAACUGCGCGCCCUGGGUGCUGGUGAAGACAAAGUUUGGACGGCGGUUUGUGUGGAACAAGGACACGAACGAAAGUUUCUGGAAGUUCCCGCCCAAUGUCAUGACAGCCGUCAUCGAGUUCGACCGGAAGGAGCGAGAGAAGAAGGAACGCAGGGAACGGGGUGAGCCAAGCGAUGUGGAAGAGGAUGACGCCAUGGCCGAGAUUGAGGCGGAGCUGGCGGAAGCGGAAGAGGAGGUGGAGAUUGUGGAAGUGGACGGUGAGGAAGGCAUGGAAAAUGACGAGGAGUACGAAGAAGUGGAAGUUACAGACGAUGAGGGCGAGGCGUCAGGCCACGCGCAAAAGCGGCAGCGCACCGAAGAGCCAUCUGGAGGCCAACCACCUGAGGAAGAUGACGAUCUUGCAUGGCAACUGGCACAAAUGGAGGAGAUGGAAAUGGACCAAGGUUAUGACGAACAGUACGAUGACGAGGAGCCUGCCUUAUCUGAAGAAGAUUGCAAGGCGCUUUUCAAGGAGCUGCUGGAUGACACCAAGGUCAGCCCAUUCGCGCCUUGGGAUAAGAUUUUGGAAGACGGUGUUUUAUUCGACGAUGAGCGGUACAAGGCUUUACCAAACAUGGCAGCGCGAAAAGAAUGUUUCAACGAGUGGUCGCGCGACAAAGCUCAGUUCCUCAAGGAAGAGAAAGCUCGACAGGCGAAACGCGACCCGCGGAUACCGUACUUGGCCUUCCUCGACCGACAUGCAACACCGAAGCUGUACUGGCCUGAGUUCCGCCGAAAAUACAAGAAAGAGCCUGAGAUGAAGGAUACCAAGCUCCCAGACAAAGACAAGGAAAAGCUGUAUCGCGACCAUAUCAAGCGGCUAGCCAUGCGGUCAUCCGAUCUGAAAUCCGAUCUUUCGGCACUUCUACGAGCCCAACCUCUCGCCCUGCUCAAUCGUUCCACGACUAUUGAUACCCUGCCCUCCGCCGUGCUCAGCGACCUCGCCUAUAUCUCUCUCCCGCCAUCAACACGGGAUGGUCUUAUCAACACAUACAUCUCCACUCUGCCACCUGCGCCUGAGGGUGUUGUCUACUCCGCCGAAGAAGAGGCCGAGCGUGCGAAGAAGUGGGCGGAGCGCGAACGAAGGGAGAAGGCACUUGCGGACCGCGAGAGGCGUGUGCGCGAGGAGAAGAGAAAGCAAGAGCGCGAUCUAGCCUACGGAAAGGGCAGGCUACGUGAGGAAGAAGCAGAAAUUGAGAGAGCGAUGAAUGUUGGCAAAGAGGGUUUGAAAGGUCAUUUGAAGGAGUAGUAUACCCAUGCAAUCAAUACAUAUGUCGAAGUCCAGCUCGAUGUGUUACUACUGAAGUUUGACGUAAUGACUUGCAAUACUCG
Molecule: messenger RNA, 1869 nt
Organism: Alternaria alternata
Lineage: Eukaryota; Fungi; Ascomycota; Dothideomycetes; Pleosporales; Pleosporaceae
Exons: 2
Coding region: 71-1786 (571 amino acids)
Cellular component (GO): nucleus
Molecular function (GO): RNA polymerase binding; transcription coregulator activity
Source: RefSeq, a predicted model, not a curated record